Salvia hispanica is the source of this 1952-nucleotide messenger RNA. It is a transcript of the gene PDE135, whose product is annotated as Xanthine/uracil permease family protein. NCBI's taxonomy places the organism in Eukaryota, Viridiplantae, Streptophyta, Magnoliopsida, Lamiales, Lamiaceae. Gene Ontology annotation, molecular function: transmembrane transporter activity. The record is from RefSeq and is a predicted model, not a curated record. Gene Ontology annotation, biological process: transmembrane transport. Gene Ontology annotation, cellular component: membrane.
CUUCUGGGUUCUUGUGCAUGUGCUAACUGUCGGUGAUUUUUUAAAGAGGGCUUCAUCUCCAAAUCGAUUUUCACUUUAUCAGGAGCUGCUGUGCUGUGCUUUGCUAGAAUUACAAUCCCACAAACCAAGAAACAGUUCCAAAUUCAGAAUAAAAAAGGAGUCUUUCAAGUGAAGAUGGUGGAAACGGGACAUCAUCACCACCACGAAGCUCCGCCGCCGGGUCAUGGAGCUCCACCGCCGCCCAUGGUAGCUCCUCCGCUCGGGGGUGCUAGAGGCCCUGUUUACCCUCCUGCGGAGCAGCUCCUCCAGCUCCAUUACUGCAUCCACUCCAAUCCUUCUUGGGUACAAACAGCAGUUUUGGCUUUCCAACAUUACAUUGUCAUGCUUGGAACCACUGUGAUGAUCGCCACUUUACUAGUGCCUCGGAUGGGUGGUAGCCCAGGUGAUAAAGCUCGGGUUAUCCAGUCAUUGCUCUUUAUGUCAGGAGUGAAUACUCUCUUGCAAACAUGGUUCGGCACACGACUUCCAACUGUGAUGGGCCCAUCCUUUGCGUAUAUUAUUCCGGUGUUUGCAAUCAUCAAUGAUUUCUUUGAUAGUGAUUUCCAAAAUGAUCAUGAGAGAUUCACUCACACCAUGAGAGCCAUUCAAGGAUCACUAAUUGUAUCUUCGUUUUUGAACAUUAUACUUGGAUAUAGCGAUGCAUGGGGAAAGCUUACAAGGCACUUUGGUCCACUAGUUUUGGUUCCAGCUGUCUGCGUGGUGGGGCUCGGCUUAUUCGCCAGGGGCUUCCCCCAGCUUGCUAACUGCGUGGAAAUUGGCUUGCUCAUGUUAGUUCUACUGGUUAUCUCGCAACAAUACUUGCAACACCUCCAUGCAGUUGCUAAGCCCAUGCUCGAGAGAUAUGCUUUGCUUCUAUGUGUUGGACUUGUUUGGGCAUUUGCUGCAAUUCUGACUGUUGCUGGUGCUUACAACAAUGUCAAGCAGCAGACGAAAACAAGCUGUCGUACAGAUCGGUCUUUUCUUAUGUCAUCUGCUCCAUGGAUCAAGAUUCCGUAUCCUUUUCAGUGGGGUACCCCUAUAUUCAGAGCAAGUCAUGUAUUUGGGAUGAUGGGUGCUGCACUUGUUUCUUCUGCUGAGUCAACUGGAACGUUUUAUGCUGCAGCAAGGCUUUCUGGUGCUACUUCGCCUCCAGGGCAUGUGAUGAGCAGAAGCAUAGGUCUGCAGGGUAUAGGCCAGCUGCUCGAAGGCAUAUUUGGUUCUGUUGUUGGAACUACUGGUUCUGUUGAAAAUGUCGGCCUCCUGGGACUAACUCGUGUUGGGAGCAGAAGAGUGGUUCAGAUAUCCACCGCUUUCAUGAUCUUCUUCUCAAUAUUCGGAAAGUUUGGUGCUUUUUUUGCAUCAAUUCCAUUGCCGAUAUUUGCUGCAAUAUACUGCAUCUUAUACGGUAUCGUUGCUGCGACCGGGAUUUCACUUAUUCAGUUCGCAAACAACAAUUCCUUGCGAAAUAUCUACGUAUUGGGCGUCUCCCUGUUCUUGGGCAUAUCGAUUCCUCAGUAUUUUAUCACCAAUACAGAUGCGUCCGGGCACGGUCCUGUCCGAACGAAAGCAGGAUGGUUCAAUGAUAUCUUGAACACCAUAUUCUCCUCGCCACCCACCGUGGCACUGAUCGUUGGAGCGCUUCUUGACAACACGCUCGAAGCCAGGCACGCUGUUGAAGAACGAGGGCUUCCGUGGAUGGUGCCCUUCCAUCGCUGGAAGGGAGACAGCAGAAAUGAGGAAUUUUACAGCUACCCUUUGAGAUUUAGUGAAUACAUUCCUACUAGAUUUCUGAGAUAAGUUAUGCUUGUGUAUAUUCGAAAUAAACUCGAGAAAAAGGAGAAAAAGAAAGUGUAUGAAUGAAGUUGAUAGAAAAGUGAUGAAGGAUUAUUGUAAGCUAUUUGUAUUUUUUUUAA